Salvia hispanica is the source of this 880-nucleotide messenger RNA. The record is from RefSeq and is a predicted model, not a curated record. Lineage: Eukaryota; Viridiplantae; Streptophyta; Magnoliopsida; Lamiales; Lamiaceae.
GAUGCCAUCCAAGCUGCUGUCUUGUCCGGAUUGGAGAAGCUCAAAGGAAAGAAAUUGAAGAGUGAGGAUAGCAGUGAGGAUGAGGAGAGCGAGAGUUCAGAUACAGAUUAUGAUUCGGAGUUGGAGCGUGCUAUAGCCCAGAAGUUCGGGAGAAAAGCUAGUGGCAGUGGUAGGAAGUUGAAGAGUAGAAAGAGGAGCGAUAGUGAUGAGUUAAAUGAUGGGUCGGAGAGUGAUGCUAGGGAGAGAAAGAAGAAGGAGAAGAGAGACAGAGGGAGAUCAAAGAACAGAAAGAGUGCAAAGAGAAGGUGCAGCAGCGACUCUGAUGAUGAGGAUUCAAGCAGGAAAAAGAGGAGGAAAGAGAAAAGGAGGAAGAGGGAUGAUGAUUCCUCUGGGGGGGAGGAGGAGGAGGAGGAAGGCAAGCGGAGGAGGAGGAAGAGUAAGAAGGAGAGGAGAAGGAGGAGGAGUCACCGCCGUGGGAAUGAUUAUUCCUCUGAUGAUUCUGUAAAGCAGCGCCAUAAGCGGAGGAGUCGCAGGGCGGACUCAGAAUCUGGCUCUGGUGACAGUGAAUCGGAUGAUUGUCGAGUAGGAAGGGACAAGAAGCGGUCUGAUAAGAAGAGCAGGCACCGUCGUCGUAGAGAGGACUAGCUUGCUUCUAUCUUUAAUGAUUGCACUGUGUUGUGAGUGUUGAGUUUGGUAACAAUUUCUGAAUGUGGUGUUGAUGGAAACCGAUUAUCUGCUGUUAUUCAGUUUCACCUAGUUUGUUGUUUCGAUGCCAUUUUCUUUCCUUCUGAUUGUAAGAAUACCAAUCUUUCUUCUGUAUGAAUAUAUAAAUGAUUCUCUGGGAUGAACACAUAAUUCAAUUGCAGAUUGUUAAUGUUAA